Molecule: messenger RNA, 130 nt
Organism: Racocetra persica
Lineage: Eukaryota; Fungi; Glomeromycota; Glomeromycetes; Diversisporales; Gigasporaceae
Source: the annotation of a GenBank genome assembly
AUGUCACCUACUUCCGUUGUAACCACUGCAUCCUUUCAGGAAACAACGCCCAUAGAGUCAGACUUCGGAACAGAGAAAGUAGUGUAUCCUGAAUCGUAUCUUGAUAAUCUUGAUAUCCAUCCUCCAUCAU